This is a messenger RNA of Ruditapes philippinarum (Manila clam), 2255 nucleotides long. Its product is annotated as organic cation transporter protein-like. Gene Ontology annotation, molecular function: transmembrane transporter activity. Gene Ontology annotation, cellular component: membrane. Lineage: Eukaryota; Metazoa; Mollusca; Bivalvia; Venerida; Veneridae. The annotation marks the transcript as partial. The transcript has 10 exons. The record is from RefSeq and is a predicted model, not a curated record. Gene Ontology annotation, biological process: transmembrane transport.
AAGUAAAGUCCAUUGUUUCCACUUGGAAGCUAGUAUGUGACCAGGAAAUUGUUGGAGAUAUCAUCACAUCUAUACAGAUGGCAGGUGUUUUAAUUGGUGCUGUAAUUACUGGACAACUGGCUGACUUGUUUGGCCGACGACAUAUUCUGUUUAUAGAACAUGCCAUCCUAGUUAUCAUGUGGUUUUGUAGUGCCUUUGCUUCAAGUUGGAUGGUUUAUGCUGGUCUUAGGUUUAUAAUUGGUGCUUUAAUUGGAGGGGUACUUGUUGUAAAUUUUGUACUGCCACUUGAACUUGUGACACCUGAAUGGAGAACAUUUUGUGGUUGUAUAGGCCUGUGGGCUGUUGGGCUUAUGGCACUAGCAGGCUGGGGAUAUUUUAUACAAGACUGGCAAUAUCUGGUCAUAUGUACAUCAACAGCUAGUAUGUUUAUACUAUUAUCAUGGUGGUUUGUACCAGAAAGUCCAAGAUGGCUUCUCAGUAGAGGAAGGGUGAAGAAAGCUGAGAGAAUUUUGACAAAUAUGGCAAAAUACAACAAUAAACCAGUGCCUGAUUUUAGUAAACUAAGACAGUAUUCUGAGAAUGAGAUGCAGAUGAAGCAGCAUCAGAUAAAAUACAGUUACUGGCAUCUUUGUAGCUCAUGGAAACUGGCAAAAAACUCUCUUAUACUUUUAUAUGGGUGGUUUGUGUCAAGUGCUGUUUACUAUGGUAUGAAUUUCAACACAAAGAACUUAACAGGGAACCUGUAUUUAAAUAUAUUUUUUUCUGGUCUGGUGGAAAUUCCAGCUUUAUUUUUUGUUGUUCUAGUCCAUAACAAAUUUGGGCGUCGUCUGACAGUCUCUUUAUUGAUGAAUGUAGCUGGUGUGUUCUCAUUUGCCAUUCUCAUCUUAGAUUUAGCAGGUGGUUUAGAUGAAUAUCCUAAAUUGACCAUAGUUUUUGCCAUGAUUGGUAAGGCAGGAAUAUCUGGAGGCUGGGCGGCACUUCAAGUUUUCUCAGCAGAAAUUUUCCCCACAGUUGUAAGAAACAUAGGUGUAGGAGCAUGUUCAUUUUGUGCUAGAAUUGGUGCCAUUGUAGCUCCACAAAUUGUUUAUUUGGGUGCCAAGAAUGCAGCUCCCCUACCAUUUACAGUAUUUGGAAUUGUAGCAGUUAUAGCUGGUGGCUUGGUUUGGUUGCUACCAGAAACACGAGGUGUACCAUUACCUGAUGAACUUACUAUUACUGUACCACACCCUAGUGAAAUCAGUGAACCUGACGGUGAAUUGACAGAAAAUAAUGCUGAAACAAUACCACUUAAAACAAUAGAUGCUGAAGAUCAAAACACAGAUAAUAAAACAGAGGUUGCUUAAUUAACAGAGGUAGCUUAUUGAUAGAGGUUGCUGAACAACAAAAUUGUAGCUCAUGUGGUACUGUAUAAUAAUAUGAUCAAGGUUACUUUGUCAGUGUGAAUAAAGUAUGAAAAUACAUUGACCGCACAUUGUGGUUGUAAGUAGUCUGUCCUGUAUGAAUUUGUUUUGACUUCUGUAGUUAUAUAUAGUACCCAUGUAAUGUUUGAAAUGUUGCUGUUUGAAUUUGUUUUUAUGAGUGAUAUUUGUUUAUUGUAUUUGUUUCAUUUUUAGCUCAAAUUCUUCUAAGAAAAAAUUUGAGCUAUUGCUAUAGUCAUGUUAUCUUUGAUGCUGUUGUCUUCCAAAAACUUUUAAUGUCGGCCUUAUCUUUUAUUACUAAAUGUAUUGCCCUUCAUCUUGUUUUAUUUUUUUAUGCAUCAGGCUAUGUAUUUUUGAUGGAUUUUUUUCAUACUAAGGCAGAACAAUUUUUAGGACAAAACCUUCAAGAUAAUAAAACUUGACCUUGACUAAUGAAUGACUAUGACCUUAAAGGUUUGCUAUGAACUAUGUCAUUAACAAAUAGAUUGUCUUCAUACUUGAUCCACAACAACUUCUAAGUCUUUCAAUACUGAACUAGACCUUGUCUCAGAAAUGACCUUGACUAAGCUUAAAGUUACUUUGACAAGGUCAAGUUAUUGGAUUUAGCAUAGAUCUUGUUAACUUUCUUGACUUAGAAAUAGACCAAAUGAUACAAAACCGGAAUGUUGAAUUAUUCAAGUUUGACCUUAAAAUGACCUUGAUAAUUUAAUUGAGAUAACUUUGUCAUUUAUUUACAGAAUAUAUUUAUUCUUGGACAAAUUGACACCAUUGUUAAAAUCAACAUGUUGAAUAAUUCAGAUAUAAGCUUGACCUUAAGUUUCACCUUGCCUUCAAAGU